Messenger RNA from Paramacrobiotus metropolitanus, 2275 nucleotides. Its product is annotated as 5'-AMP-activated protein kinase catalytic subunit alpha-2-like. Gene Ontology annotation, cellular component: cytoplasm. Gene Ontology annotation, biological process: protein phosphorylation; intracellular signal transduction. Bases 164 to 1966 code for a protein of 600 amino acids. Gene Ontology annotation, molecular function: protein serine/threonine kinase activity; ATP binding. NCBI's taxonomy places the organism in Eukaryota, Metazoa, Tardigrada, Eutardigrada, Parachela, Macrobiotidae. The record is from RefSeq and is a predicted model, not a curated record. The transcript is spliced from 17 exons.
UCUUUUUAUAAAGUGAUUCUUCGGGAUAUUUUUUCAUUGGCGUAAGAUGUAAUCACUCCUUAUGCCUGCAGCAGAAAAUGUGCUGAACUAGUUGUAAUGCUCCUAUUUUUUCCUCCCUGCCUUUGCGCGAUGUCGCUGCAUCACUAGACGCACGACUUUCUAAAUGAUGUGGAAGACUUCGCGAUCCGGCACUCCGAACAAGCGCGACUCCAUCAAGGAUGACCCGAAAGAUUCCUCGGGUGGGCCAGCACAGCCGCUGGUUAAGAUCGGCCAUUACAUACUCGGCGAGACAUUGGGGACGGGUACAUUCGGAAAAGUUAAAGUGGCCCGGCAUCAAGUCACGGGGCAUAAGGUGGCGGUGAAGAUUCUGAAUCGGCAGAAGAUUAAAAGCUUGGAUGUUGUUGGCAAAAUUCGUCGUGAGAUUCAGAAUCUGAAGCUGUUUCGACAUCCUCAUAUUAUCAAACUGUACCAAGUGAUAAGUACGCCGACUGAUAUUUUUAUGAUUAUGGAGUAUGUGUCGGGUGGAGAAUUGUUCGAUUACAUCGUUAAACACGGAAGGCUGAAGGAAAAUGAAGCACGCCGAUUCUUCCAACAGAUCAUCAGUGGUGUUGCCUACUGUCACCGCCACAUGGUCGUUCAUCGUGAUCUUAAACCGGAGAACCUCCUCCUCGAUUCCAAACUCAAUGUGAAAAUUGCUGAUUUUGGUCUUUCUAACAUGAUGAUGGAUGGCGAAUUUCUACGAACCAGUUGUGGGUCACCAAAUUAUGCCGCCCCGGAAGUCAUAUCUGGAAAGCUCUAUGCUGGUCCGGAAGUUGACAUCUGGAGUUGUGGAGUAAUACUUUACGCUUUAUUAGUCGGAGCGCUUCCCUUCGACGAUGAGCAUGUCCCGACUCUAUUUAGAAAGAUUAAAUCCGGAGUUUUCCCAAUUCCCGGCAGUUUGAGUCAGUCGGUUGUGAGUUUAUUGUGCCAUAUGUUACAAGUGGACCCUAUUAAACGCGCGACAGUUCAGGACAUUCGGAAUCAUGAAUGGUUUCAAAAAGAUUUACCGUGUACAUUAUUCCCGGACGAUGAUGACGCUAGUGCAGCGAUUGUGGAUAUCGAUGCUGUGCGGGAAGUUUGCGAGAAAUUUGGCGUCGAAGACCAAGAUGUUCAUGCAGCUUUGCUCAGCAGUGAUCCGUAUGAUCAACUAUCCAUUGCGUACCAUCUGAUUGUGGAUAACAAGCGAUUUGGAGCAGAAGAGGCGACGGAGCGGUUGAAUAUUAAGGAUUUGGUUAUCUGUUCGCCACCUGGUGGAAAUUCCACCACAUCGACCACUUCCGGUGCGGCUAAAUCCCCUACACCCCUGACUCCAGUGAUGAAGACAGCUUCCGAGAAACCGCAUAUUGAACGAAUACCAAGUCUGGCUGUACAAAAAUUGGAUCCCCUCGGCAGUGACAAGCCGGUGUCUUCCAAACAGGUUCCUGCUAAACGUGCGAAAUGGCAUUUAGGGAUUCGAUCGCAGAGCCGGCCCCAGGACAUCAUGACAGAAGUGUAUAAAGCCAUGAAAAAUUUGGGCUACGAAUGGAAGAUCUUAAAUCCUUACAACGUUCGAGUGCGGCGAAAAAAUGUGAUUAAUAGCCAUUAUAUAAAAAUGAGUCUGCAGCUAUACCAAGUUGACCAUAAGAGUUAUUUGCUUGACUUUAAAAGCCUUUCGGAAGAGGCUACAAAUCCUGUGGUGGAAGAACGGAGGGAAAGGCUACUAGCGGGACGGGACAAACGGUUCAGUUUUUCGUCGGGCUCAUCCUCACCCGUGCCCCCGACUAACCCGGAAGUGUGGAGGUAUCCUGGCACCAACAUCACUGGUCGGCGAAACAGUGUAUCGGUUACGGAGCUUCCUCCCACUACAUUUCGCAGCAAAGUCACCCAACACCAAACCAUGGAAUUUUUUGAAAUGUGUGCUAACCUUAUUGCGGCGUUGGCGCGGUAAUUUUUUCUUUGGGAAACUGUCCGAGCUACUGUGUAGCAAAACCAUGGAAUGCUAAGGAUGGCUAAAUUGAUCGCUGCAGAGAAAUUCGGCGAUCACGUUAGCAUUGUAUGGAUUAAGUCUGUACAUGCGAAAGUGAACUGCACUGCCAGCUGUCACUAAAGAUUUGAUAACGAUUUUGUUUUGGCGAUUAUAUUGUCUUUACCAUGUUGGUUUUUGCAGAUUAUUGGUUAAUCUUUGUUUGUAAUGUUGGUCGUGUACAUAGCACAAAAAGUUAUCCCGAUGUUUAUUCAAAUAAAUUUGUAGAUGCAA